GCAAAAUCGAGAUAACCAAACUUUUGUGAAGUAACUCCACUCUUCUGUUUAAUGAAGUAAACACUUUGGAGUUUCUGAGGAAACAUCCAUGUAAUUUUGCUGCAGUACUGUCCAAUAUGCCUUAUAACACAAUUCAGAGCAGGGUGUAACACUCAGUGCUGUUGUUUUAUGAUAACUGGUUCAAUAUUUAGCAAAUAUGAUUGAAAACUGAGAUCACAACAGUGUGGUAGAUUACCAAUGGUUUAACAAGACAUCCAUAAUAUAUGGUUCUCUUUUGUGUCUGUUUCACUUUCAGUCUUCUGGGACAAGAUAAAGAUGUACUUUCAAAGUUCAUCCUCAUCUUCAUCCUCAUCCUCAUCCUCAUCCUCGCCCUGCGACAGACUGGCGACCUGUCCAAGGUGUCCCCCGCCUUCGCCCGAGUCAGCUGGGAUAGGCUCCAGCACCCACCGCGACCCUAGUGAGAAUGAAGCGGUGUAUAGAGGAUGCAUGGAUGGAUCCUCAUCCUCAUCCUCAUCCUCAUCUUCCUCCGAGGGGAGUACCACAUGGCAGCGUUUGGAAUUCACAACAGGCUACACGGUGGUGAAAGAACUGAGAGCUGGAGGCUUUGGAAGAGUGUUGGAAUGUGUGAAAAACAACACUGAAGAGCACGUGGCUAUAAAGGUGCCCAUACGGCACAAUCUAGACCAUGAGGCGGACAUCCUGAAAAAGCUCAUGAGCCACAACUCGAAGGAGUCCAACAUCAUUGAGUACAAAGGAGACUUCUUCAUAGACAAUAAGCGGCUCCUGGUGCUUGAAAAGUUGGACAUCGACCUGUGGGACUAUGUGGAGAGUUUACCACAGCCAAUGCGACUGGAAGACGUCCGCACAGUUAUUCAGCAGGUGGCUGUAGCUUUGAAUGCAGCAAAGAGUGCUGGCAUAAUCCACGGUGAUGUGAAGGAGGAUAACAUCAUGAUGGUGGAUCACGUGAAGCAGCCCUUCAGAGUCAAGCUCAUUGACUUUGGUAUGGCCAAGUACAGGUCGGAAGCCAAAGCAGGAGAGCUAUUCCAAGUACUUGAAUAUAGGUAUGAAAUACUGAUACUUUUUAAACAUUGAGAAAUCUUUCAUUCAGCGCUGUCUCCUUACUGUCUACUGUGUCACAUCUUCAUCUGAUGUUUUUUCCACAUUCAGAGCUCCAGAAAUCACCCUGGGCCUGCCGUAUUCAGAGGCCAUCGACGUUUGGUCCUUAGGCUGCGUGAUGGCCGGGAUGAUGACUGAAG
Molecule: messenger RNA, 1256 nt
Organism: Acanthochromis polyacanthus (spiny chromis)
Lineage: Eukaryota; Metazoa; Chordata; Actinopteri; Pomacentridae
Product: homeodomain-interacting protein kinase 1-like
Exons: 3
Coding region: 316-1092 (258 amino acids)
Biological process (GO): intrinsic apoptotic signaling pathway in response to DNA damage by p53 class mediator; peptidyl-threonine phosphorylation; smoothened signaling pathway
Cellular component (GO): PML body; nucleus; cytoplasm
Molecular function (GO): protein tyrosine kinase activity; ATP binding; transcription coactivator activity
Source: RefSeq, a predicted model, not a curated record